Messenger RNA from Pipistrellus kuhlii (Kuhl's pipistrelle), 3492 nucleotides. It is a transcript of the gene DPM1, whose product is annotated as dolichyl-phosphate mannosyltransferase subunit 1, catalytic. Bases 1 to 1119 code for a protein of 372 amino acids. Gene Ontology annotation, molecular function: dolichyl-phosphate beta-D-mannosyltransferase activity. NCBI's taxonomy places the organism in Eukaryota, Metazoa, Chordata, Mammalia, Chiroptera, Vespertilionidae. The transcript is spliced from 14 exons. Gene Ontology annotation, cellular component: endoplasmic reticulum membrane. The record is from RefSeq and is a predicted model, not a curated record. Gene Ontology annotation, biological process: GPI anchor biosynthetic process; protein O-linked glycosylation via mannose.
AUGGCCUCCAAGACAGCAAAUCGUACUCCUCCGAGGUCUCGUCGGGAGCCGGAGGGGCGCUUCCCGGGACCGGACAAGUAUUCGGUGCUGUUGCCCACCUACAACGAGCGCGAGAACCUGCCGCUCAUCGUGUGGCUGCUGGUGAAGAGCUUCUCGGAGAGUGGAAUCAACUAUGAAAUUAUAAUCAUAGAUGAUGGGAGCCCAGAUGGAACAAGGGAAGUUGCUGAACAGUUGGAGAAGAUCUAUGGAUCAGACAAAAUUCUUCUAAGACCACGGGAGAAAAAGUUGGGACUAGGAACUGCAUAUAUACACGGAAUGAAACAUGCCACAGGAAAUUACAUAAUUAUUAUGGAUGCUGAUCUCUCACACCAUCCAAAAUUUAUUCCUGAAUUCAUUAGGAAGCAAAAGGAAGGUAAUUUUGACAUUGUCUCUGGAACUCGCUACAAAGGAAAUGGAGGUGUUUAUGGCUGGGAUUUGAAAAGAAAAUUAAUCAGCCGUGGGGCCAAUUUUAUAACUCAGAUUUUGCUGAGACCAGGAGCAUCUGAUUUAACAGGAAGUUUCAGGUUAUAUCGAAAAGAAGUUCUACAGAAAUUAAUAGAAAAAUGUGUUUCUAAAGGCUACGUUUUCCAGAUGGAAAUGAUUGUUCGAGCAAGACAGUUGAAUUAUACUAUUGGCGAGCUGAGGAGCGAGAGGAGCGCGGCCGCCGCCGUCCGCCUGCCCGAGCCAGUGAAGCGGCGUCUCCCACACCCUCCGUCUCCUCCCUCCGCCCCUCCUUUGUCUGCACCGCUCGACGACGCCGCCGCCCGCGCGGGGACUGGAGGAAGCCGCUCGCGCCACCGCCGCCGCCCGCCCGCCGCUCUGCUGCGCCCGCCGCGCCCCCCGGCAGCAGCCGCGGCCGCGGCGCGAGCCGGAGCCCGACGAGGCCACCGAGCCCGGGCGCGCCCUCGCCGCCACCGCCGUGCCGCCGCCGCCCGCCCGCCGCUGCUCCCGCCCGGCCCCCGAGCACGCCGGCCCCGCGCGCGCCUCGAGGCCGAGUCAAGGUGUGAGAUGCACAAUGCGAAACCUGGGCCCCAGCUAUCGCACCGUGAUGCACACACAGGGUUGUACUUUUUGUACUGAACUAGAUAGGUAGUCUAGUGGUUAUGCCCCCUACUGCCAUUUUGAGGAUCUGGACUCCGUUGCUGCCUUGCUCUUUGGACCACAUUAUCAAUUCACACCGAAACUAUGUUCCAACUUCCUGUCAACAAUCUUGGCAGUUUAAGAAAAGCCCGGAAAACUGUGAAAAAAAUACUUAGUGACAUUGGGUUGGAAUACUGUAAAGAACACAUAGAAGAUUUUAAACAGUUUGAACCUAAUGACUUUUAUUUGAAAAACACUACAUGGGAGGAUGUAGGACUUUGGGACCCUUCACUUACAAAAAACCAGUGAGAGGCCAUGUCCAGUGAUUAACCUGGAAAUGAAAUUAAGAGUGAUUAAGGACUAUGAAGGUGGAAAACCAGCGAUGGUUAUUGCUAGGCAGUCAGACAUGUCCCAUUCCACCAUAGCUACAAUCUUGAAGAAUAAGAACAAAGUGACAGAAGCUCUUAUAGGAUCUGCUUCAUUGAAGGCAACGAGAUUAACAAAAAUUCAAGAAGGGCCUAUAUCAGAUAUGGAGAAACUUCUAAUGACCUGGAUUGAAGACCAGACACAGAAGCUUAUAGUUGUCAGCAUCAUUACAAUCAUGGCCAAAGCAAAAUGUUUGUGAUGUUGAGUAUACUGCUAGCUCUGAGUAAAGGAUUCAGGAAUAAAUCAUCAUUCAUUGCAUAAUGUGAAAAAGUGAGUGGUGAGUCUGCCAUUGCUGGUGUGAGGGCAGCAGCAGAACUUUUGGAAACUAUAUAAACUGAUUGUAGAAGAAAAUUACUUGCCAGAGUAAAUAAUUCUAUAUGGAUGAAAUCUCCCUACUCUGGAAACAGAUGUCUGAAAGGUCUUCAGUCCAUAAGGCGGCCAAGUCAAUGUCAAGUUUCAAGGCUUUAAGGACAGAAUAGCAGUCUUGCUUGGGGGCAAUGUUGCAGGCUACAAAUUGGAACCUUUGUGAUCUGGCACACAGAACCUCAGGGUCUUCAGCCAUAUCAAUAACAUACACUGAGAGUAUAACACAGGAGCAAUAGGAUGUCAUGGAUGACCCAGCUUCUCUUCCAAGAUGCCCUCCUGAGUGGCUACAGCAGCAAAAUGGAGAAAUACUAUUUGAAGAAUAACAUACCUUUCAAGGAACUUCGUUUUCUGUUGAUUAUGCUGCAGGACAUCUUCCUUUUAUUGGUGAUCUUCACCCCAACAUCAAAGUGUUUCUCCCUCCAAACAAUACCUCUUUGAUUCCACCAGUGGAUCAAGGAGUUAUAGCUGCUUUUAAAGCCAGGACCUUUGCCCAGGCUGUUGCUGCAACAGAAAAACACUGAGAAUAUACUGAUGAAAUUCUAGAAUUAUUACAAUAUCUAUGACUGCAUAAGAACCCUGCUUAAGGUGAUGUCACUUAGGAAUAUACGAAAGACAUCUGGAAGAAGACACGCAAGAAGUCCAUCCAUACCUUCAAAGGAUUUGUCAAGGAUGAGGAUAUUGCAAAAAUCAAUCAGGCUAUGGCUGAACAGUGGCAAACCACUUUAACCUGUGUAUGGAUAAGGAUGAUGUUGAGUAGCUCCUAGAGGUGAUUCCUGAGGAAUUGACUAAUGAGGACUCAUUAGGCGUGGAACAGGAACAAAUCGGUGAAGAAAAGGAAACUGCAGAAGAGAUGCACAUUACUGCCCCUGAAGACCUUCCAAUGGGACGAGAUGUGGAGGUGAAAGACAGUGAUGUAGAUGACAUUGGAUAGGGCAAGACUAAUGUGUUUGUGUGUUUAACAAACAAAGAAAAAGUUUAUGAAGUAUUUUUAAAAAUUAAAUGGAAAAAAACAAUAAGGAUAUAAAGAGAAAUAAUUUUUAUACAGCUAUAUAAUGUUUUUUAUGCUUUGAGCUGUUAUUUUAAAAAGUCAAUAAGUUAAAAUGUUUAAGUUUAUAAAGUUAUAGUAAGCUGUUUAAUUUAUUGAAAAACUUUUUAAUGAAUUUAGUGUAAUAUGCAUGUGCAGUGUUUAUAAAAUCUAUAGUCAUGUACAGUAUAUCCUAGGCCUUCAUGUUCACUCACUCACUGACUCACCCAGAGCACCUUCAGUCUUGCAGGCUCCAUUGUUGUCCUGUGUGUCCAUUAUGUCUUGUACCAGUUGAUGCCAUGGCUCUCUCUCUCAUCCGAGAUGGAGCCAAGGCCACUGAGGAGACUGGUGGAAGACCAAGAUCUGCCACUGGCGUGAAGAAGGCUUUCAAGGCACCUGUUAAAUUCUUUUUUCUUUUUCCUUUUUAACUGCUAAAAUAAACAUUUUUUUUCCAGUUCUCUUUUUGUUAAGGAGCAUACCCUGCUCAUAUAUGUAAAUGUCUCGAUGAUAAAAGGAUGUAAACAUAAAUUGGCAUUAAUUUGCAAGCAGAAUCUUAA